AUGACCAUUCCACAGGGUGAAAACAGAGGGCCGCAGAGCAUCUCCGAACGUAGGAAGGUCACUUACACCGGCGACAAUCCCAGCGCUGGGCCACAACCUACGAAAGCUGUAUUGACUGAAUCUACUCUCGGUGAGGAUACAAGUAGUAUUUCCGCUGCCAACGCUGCAAAAAAUACAGAUAAUACGGAAGGAGAAUCUCCCGAUUCAACUUGUGAUUCGCUGCUGAUAGCUGACGAAAGCGUCGAAACACCCUUCCAGGAGCUUAGAAGUCAAUGCUUGUACAAUAACAAACACGUAGAGGUUAAUGUAACUGUAGUAUCGCCCACAGGUUCUAAACAAUCAACUCUGCCUCUUCUAAACUUGUUAAAAACUGAUGGGGCAAGCCUGUCAUUUGAUAAAUCAAGGAAGCUUUCCUUAACCCUUACAAAACCCUUUCCGAAGCAAUAUCCGGAGUUAAAACAUUUGGAGAAAACACGGAGAUUCUCCCAGCCUCAAAAAUCUUCAUACCAAAGAGUACCACAAGAAGACCCUUCCCCUUUGUCGCCAGUUUCAGAGAUCUUUACGCUACAACAUCUGGGACAGGACAACCAAGCCUUCAAAUACAGACCAAACCCCUCCGCACAUAGCUCGGACUUUGACGCGCCAGUACGUGUCGCCGCUGUUCAGAAAGACGUGAAAUUUGCUAUACAAUCAUCCUCGCUUGAGUCCUCAGCUUCUAAGAGACUGCCGCCUGGAAAAAACAAAGCAUUGACUAGCAAAACCCCAUCAUCUUUCAAAUCUGUGGACGAUCUUGCUCUGUUUGAUCACGGAGCAGGUUUGGACAAGCCGAAGUCUUUCUCCACAAGCCGUAGCGCGUCAUCAGAAGAUCUUGCCGCCUUCAGGAAAAAGGGCGCUGCCAGUUCUGACAAUAACGACGGUAACAAUCCACGUCGACAGGCGGCUGGCGGUUAUCCAUCAUCCACUUCUCCCUCUCAUUGCUGCCUUGUUUCUGUCUCCCGGGUACCAAUGGCUGCUGCUACUAGUCACCUGACUUUGGACUCUGAUUAUCAGACGGUUCGGCUGGCAGUUCUUGGCGCCCCAGGAGUGGGCAAGUCUUCCAUAGUUCGCCAGUUUGUAAUGCAGCAGUUCAUGGAAGAAUAUGUACCUACGGAGCAGCGACAAAUCUUCUGUCCAGCUGUCAUUAUUAAUGAGCAUCUUUACGAGGUUCGCAUCAUUGACUGCCCCUAUAUCCCCUAUUUUCCGGUCAACUCGCUUUAUGAGUGGACAGACUUCAGAGGCUAUGGUUUGAGAAAUGCCACAGCCUACGUGCUGGUGUAUGACAUCACAUCAGAGGAGAGCUUUGAGUAUAUCAAAACUUUGAGGCUUCAAAUACUGGAGUCCAGAAACAGACACGAUGUCCCAAUUUUUGUGGUUGGAAACAAGCAUGAUCUGGCUGAGGAGAGAGGUGUACCCAGGAGGGAAAUAUCUAACUUGGUGAAGAAACAGUGGAAAUGUGGUUACAUAGAAUGCUCAGCAAAGUACAACUGGCACAUCAUGCUACUGUUCAAAGAGUUGAUGAAGACAGUGGACUACAUUGACUAUGGGCACAAGCCCACGUCCAUGCGUGUGCAGGAUGCUUUGAGAAGGAACCGAUGUCUGAUAUUGUGA
Molecule: messenger RNA, 1647 nt
Organism: Candidula unifasciata
Lineage: Eukaryota; Metazoa; Mollusca; Gastropoda; Stylommatophora; Geomitridae
Source: the annotation of a GenBank genome assembly